AUGGGGGCGGUCGGAGGGGCGCUUCAGAUCCAGGUUGACUACUCGCGGUGGCUAGACAAGCCAGAGAAGUGGAGAGCGGUGACGGAGAAGUACAGCUCGAGUCUGAUGGAGCUGGCGUGCAAGUUACUGGAGGUGUUGUCGGAGGCGAUGAGAUUGGAGAAGGAGGUACUGACGAAGGCGUGCGUGGACAUGGAUCAGCAAGUGGUGGUGAAUUACUAUCCCAAGUGUCCUCAGCCGGACCUUACGCUGGGGCUCAAACGCCACACAGACCCUGGAACCAUAACGCUGUUGCUGCAAGAUCAGGUGGGUGGGCUUCAGGCCACCCGAGACGGUGGCAAGACUUGGAUCACCUUUCAGCCUGCUGAGGGGGCUUUCGUUGUCAACCUCGGCUCAAUGUGCAUCAUAUGA
Molecule: messenger RNA, 408 nt
Organism: Camellia sinensis
Lineage: Eukaryota; Viridiplantae; Streptophyta; Magnoliopsida; Ericales; Theaceae
Source: RefSeq, a predicted model, not a curated record